Molecule: messenger RNA, 630 nt
Organism: Fukomys damarensis (Damara mole-rat)
Lineage: Eukaryota; Metazoa; Chordata; Mammalia; Rodentia; Bathyergidae
Product: MAM domain-containing protein 2-like
Exons: 2
Cellular component (GO): membrane
Source: RefSeq, a predicted model, not a curated record
GUCGUCCAUGUUUCCAGAAGAUGUGGUUGGAUCCUUUUUAACAGUCCUUGCUCUGUGUUCUUCCAAGGCUACUACAUGUACAUCGAGGCAUCGCACAUGGUGCACGGACAGAAAGCGUGCCUCCUGUCCAGGCCUCUGCGAGGCGUCCCCGGAAAACACUGCUUGACCUUUUUCUACCACAUGUACGGAGCAGGGACUGGUCUGCUGAGUGUUUAUUUGAAAAAGGAAGAAGACAGUGAAGAGUCUCUGUUAUGGAGAAGAAGAGGUGAGCAGAGCAUUUCCUGGCUGCGAGCGCUGAUCCAGUACAGCUGCCCCCAGCCACACCAGCUGCACCCCUUACUCAUCAUCACCCACGAGCUUCGAAGGGCUUUUGUUGUAGGCCUCUGAUGAAGCGUGCAGAUGCUCCAGAGGGAGUUGUUUUUAGCCUCCACUCCCAUCACUGCACUGACGUAGAAGAAACAGUCUCGAUCCCGUCUCUGCCCUGCCUCAGCCCAAUCGUGUACUACAGAAACUUCGGUCCUAGAUGAGCUUGAUCAUAAGGGAAUCUGGGCAGCAACAGGAAAGAUCUUUUAAAAUUCCUGUAGUUGAGGGGGUUGAAGGGAGGGCAGGGGAAUGGAGAAAAAAAUAAGA